CAUUCGCGUUUUCCCAGUGAUGGAGCAAUGAGAAUACCGACACUGGAUUAUUCCCUGGUGGAACUGUUUCCUUGAAUCAUUUUUUUUCUUUUCUUUUUUUACCUCCAAAAUCUUUUUUCUUUUUAUUUUCUUUUCUCCCACCUGUUUGCUGCAAUGCUGCGGGUCAUAGUAGAGUCAGCCAAGGGUCUCCCCAAAAAGACUCUGGGUACUCCUGACCCAAUUGUUUCUGUGAUUUUCAAAGAUGAGAAGAAGAAAACCAAAUCCAUUGACAGCGAGGUGAACCCUGUCUGGAAUGAGGUUCUUGAGUUUGAUCUAAAAGGUGUUCCACUGGACCCUGGCUCCCAGCUAGACAUUGUUGUGAAAGACCGGGAGACGAUUGGGAAAGAUAAAUUUCUUGGGUCCACUAAAAUUCCUCUAAGAGACCUUGCCUCUGGAAAAGCAAGAUCUCUGCCGUCCAAAAAUGUUCCUCUCGUCGAUGAAAGUGGACAGCGUAUUGGGGCUACAAUAGAUCUGGUGGUUGCUUAUGACCCUCCAGCCAAUGCUAUUCCAAACCCCAACGACCCUCAAGAUGGAAAUGCAAUGGCAGCUGAAGGUGGAGAUGGUGGUGGGGAUGAAGAGGCGGGGGAGACUGUCGCAGACGGGGGCCAGAGUGGCCCAGCAGGAGUCCCCUCAUCCUCUGGGCAGGCUGCUGGUUUUCGCCAGAGGCUGACCCGGGCACAGAGUCAACGCAGACUAGUGAACAAACCUCAGGACUUCCAGAUCCGUGUUCGGGUCAUCGAAGCCCGCCAGUUGUCUGGAAACAACAUCAAACCUGUGGUGAAGGUUCAUGUGUGUGGACAGACCCACAGGACCAGGAUCAAGAAGGGAAACAAUCCAUUCUUUGAUGAGAUGAUGUUCUACAACGUUCACAUGCUGCCAUCAGAUUUGUUUGAGCAGAACAUCAGUUUCCGGGUCUAUAAUUCCUAUUCACUGAGGGCAGACAGCCUUAUGGGAGAAUUCCUGCUCGAUGUUGGUUAUGUUUAUGAUGAACCAGGCCACUGUGUGAUGAGAAAAUGGCUCCUGUUGAAUGACCCAGAUGACUGCAGCUCUGGGGCUAAAGGCUACAUCAAAGUCAGCAUCUUUGUUGUAGGAACAGGAGACGAGCCUCCAGUGGAGAAAAGAGACUCUAAUGAUGACCAGGAUGACAUAGAGAGCAAUCUGCUGCUGCCAGCAGGAGUAACUCUGCGAUGGGCCACCCUGUCAUUAAAGGUGUUCAGGGCUGAAGACAUUCCCCAGAUGGAUGAUGCAUUUGUCCAGACAUUGAAAGGGAUCUUUGGAGGAGAGGAAAACAAGAAGAACCUGGUUGAUCCUUUUCUAGAGGCUCGGUUUGCUGGAAAAAAGUUGUGCACUCAGAUCAUUGAGAAGAAUGCAAACCCAGAGUGGAACCAGGUUUUGAAUCUUCAAUUCAAAUUCCCUUCCAUGUGUGAGCGUAUCAAGCUGACCGUGUUUGACUGGGAUCGUAUGACGGGAAAUGAUGCUGUUGGCACCACAUACCUGAACCUGACCCAGAUAGCUUCCUCUGGUGGAGAAGUAGAAGAAGAACAUGCAGAAAAUGGGGAAAUGCCAUCCUCUAAAGCUGACUCUGGAGAAUCAGAGGUGGGCUUCCUUCCUGUAUUUGGGCCCUGCUAUGUCAACCUCUACGGCAGUCCCAGGGAAUUCACGGGCCUCCCAGACCCCUAUGAGGCUCUUAAUUUUGGCGAGGGUGAAGGAGUGGCUUACAGGGGCAGAGUACUAGUGGAGCUCUCCACUAAGCUGGAGGGGAAAGCGGAUAAAACUGUUGAUGGUAUCCACAGCGAUGACAUCCUUGUGUUGCAGAAGUACCAGAGGAGAAGAAAAUACUGUCUGUGCGCCGUCUUCCACAGCGCCACUAUGAUUCAGGAGCCUGGUGAACCCAUCCAGUUUGAGGUCAGCAUUGGUAACUAUGGCAACAAACUGGACACCACUUGUAAACCCCUGGCCUCCACCACUCAGUACAGCUGUGCUGUGUUUGAUGGUAACCAUUACUACUACCUGCCCUGGGUAAAUACUAAACCGGUGGUUGUGCUCACGUCCUUCUGGGAGGACAUAAGUCACCGCCUCGAUUCUGUCAACAUUAUCCUCUACAUUACGCAACACUUGCAAUCCAACCUGGAUGCAUUUAAGACGGCCAUACUGGCUAAGGUCUCCGACAAUCAGCUGGCAGAAGUGUGGAUGAAGUUACUGAAUCAGUUGAUUGAAGACCUGGACAGAUUCCCUACACCUGAGCUGGAGGGCCGCUCCAACCUAACAACUCUGGACAUCCAAAUCAAGAAACUGCGAGACAGCGCUCUAAGCUCCAUCUUAAACGCUGCGAGACGAAUGAGAGAGGAGGCCAGAGAAAUCGCAGACACUCUGCCAGAAAUAGAGGCCUGGCUGGACAAACUCAAUCAGCUGGCAAAGGAGCCCCAGAACAGCAUGCCUGACGUGAUCAUCUGGAUGCUGCGGGGGCAGAAGAGGGUCGCCUACAGUCGUAUUCCUGCUCACCAGAUCCUGUAUUCGACUUACAGCACAGAAGCCUGCGGGCAGCACUGUGGCAAGACUCAGACCAUUUUUCUAAAGUACCCCAUGGACAAGACCAAAGGCUCGAAGGUGCCAGUUCAAAUCAGGGUCAACAUGUGGCUCGGCCUCUCUACACAUGAGAAAAAGUUCAACGGGUUCUCAGAGGGAACCUUUAGUGUGUUUGCUGAACUGUAUGAGAACCAGGCUCAAGUCUUUGGAAACUGGGGGACCACAGGACUGGUGGGCCGCUAUAAAUUCUCAGACGUGACGGGGAAACUGAAGCUGAAGAAGGAGUACUUCCUUCCACCACGAGGAUGGGAGUGGGAGUCGGACUGGUUUAUCGAUCCAGAAAAGGCCCUGCUAACUGAAGCAGAUGCGGGACACACAGAGUUUAUGGAUGAGGUCUUCCAGAACGAAACCCGUUUUCCUGGUGGAGAGUGGAAGCCUGCCUCGGAGCCGUACACAGAUGUGAAUGGAGAGAAAAGCCGUAACCCUACAGAGUUUGACUGUCCUCCUGGGUGGACGUGGGAGGACAGCUGGACUGUGGACAUUAACAGAGCUGUGGAUGAUCAAGGCUGGGAGUAUGGGGUGACCAUUCCUCCAGAUGACAAGCCUCGAUCCUGGGUCCCUGCUGAGAAGACGUACCACGUCCAUCGCAGGAGGAGGCUGGUUCGACCUCGAAAGAGGGCUGCACGACCUGCAGGAGCAGCCGUGGAGAAAAGAGAUCAUGGUGACCCAGAGGGAUGGGAAUUCUCCUCUCUGAUUGGAUGGAAGUUCCACCGAAUUGAGCGCUCCUCGGACACGUUCCGUCGAAGACGCUGGAGGAGGAAGAUGGCGCCGGAAGAUCGCCUUGGAGCAUGUGCCAUCUUUCAACUUGAGGGUGCACUAGGUAUCGAUACAGAGGAUAAAGAGAAAGGCUCCAAAGCUGAUGCCACCAAGAUGUUUGGUGCCAACACUCCCACUGUGUCCUGCUCCUUUGAUAAGUCCUACAUGUAUCACCUCCGCGUCUAUCUCUAUCAGGCAAGGAACCUGAGUUCUAUGGACAAGGACAGUUUCUCUGAUCCAUAUGCACAUGUCUCCUUCCUUUAUGUUAGCAAGACGACUGAAAAGCUUAAAGCAACUCUGAACCCAACCUGGGACCAAACCUUGAUUUUUAACGAUGUGGAGAUUUAUGGAGACCCCAAGAACAUGGUCCACAGUCCUCCUGAGGUGGUGCUGGAGUUCUACGACAGCGACCAAGUGGGGAAGGAUGAGCUGCUCGGCCGCAGUGUUUGCGUCCCGUUGGUGAAGCUGAACUCCAGCAUGGAUCAGAAGCCCAAACUACUGUGGCAUCCCGUCAUCCAGAAGGGGAAGAAAUCCGGGGAGGCACUCGUGGCUGCGGAGCUCAUUCUUAAAGACAAGUCAGGUGAGUCGGAACUCCCCCUGGUUCCCCCAAAGAGAGCUGAGAACCUCUACAUGGUUCCUCAGGGUAUCCGACCCGUGGUUCAGCUCACCGCUGUGGAGAUUCUGGCAUGGGGUCUAAGGAACAUGAAGACGUACCAGCUUGCUGCAGUGUCUUCCCCCAGUUUGGUGGUAGAGUGUGGGGGCCAAAGGGUGGAGUCUGCUGUGAUCAAGAACAUGAAAAAGAGUCCCAACUUCCCCGGCUCUGUCCUCUUCAUUAAAGUGCUUCUUCCAAAGGAUGAGAUGUACACUCCUCCUAUUGUGCUGAAGGUGAUCGACCACCGUCCGUUUGGCAGGAAGCCUGUGGUUGGUCAGUGCACCAUCACGUCACUGGAGCAGUUCAGAUGUGACCCAUAUGUCAUAGUUUCAGAGGGAGCCAGGGCCUCCAAGAUGGCUCUGAUGAUGACGGCGCCACGUAAAGAUGUUUCUAUCACCAUGGAAGAGGCCCGGCCGCUGUUAGAGGCUCAGUUUUUGUACAGUAUGUCUGCAGCUUUCAACAAAAUGGCUUCCCCAGCUUUCCAGUUUCAGGCAGAAAAGGAAAAGGAAACGGUUGAUUGGUGGAGUAAAUUCUACGCUUCAGUUGGAGACCAGCAGAAAUGUGGUCCUUACAUAAGAAAAGGCUACGAUACCCUUAAAGUGUAUGACUGUGAGUUGGAGACUGUCCCAGAAUUCAAGGGGCUGACUGACUUUUGCAACACAUUCAAGCUGCAGAGAGGCAAGAAUGAAAAUGGGGACGAAGACCCCACCGUGGUCGGAGAGUUCAAGGGUGCAUUCAAGGUGUACCCCCUAUCAGAUGACCCAGGUGUUGCUCCUCCACCCCGACAGUUCAGAGAGCUGCCGGAAAGCGGACCUCAGGAGUGUCUGGUCAGGAUUUAUGUGGUUCGGGCGAUUGACCUUCAGCCUAAAGACAACAAUGGCAGGUGCGAUCCAUACAUAAAAAUAUCAGUGGGCAGGAACACACUUGAUGACAGAGAUAAUUAUUUGCCCAACAACAUAAACCCUGUGUUUGGAAGGAUGUUUGAGAUGACCUGCUUCUUGCCUCAAGAUAAGGACCUGAGAAUCGGGGUUUAUGACUAUGAUCUCUUGACUCGAGAUGAGAAGGUUGGCGAGACAGUGAUCGACCUAGAGAACCGCUUCCUGUCUCGAUAUAACUCCUACUGCGGCCUUCCUCAGACCUACUGCGUGUCUGGCAUCAAUCAGUGGCGGGAUCAGCUGAAGCCGUCGCAAAUCCUGGAGAACCUGGCCCGUCUAAAAGGCCUGUCCAAACCCAAGACGGAAGAUAAUGGCACAUCACUUACUUUCAACGGAAAAGAGUACACAUUGGCCCAGUUUGAGGGUAACACGGAGGUUCACCAGCACUUGGGUCCACCCCGAGAACGACUCUGUCUGCAUGUCCUUCGAACGCAGGGACUGGUUCCUGAACAUGUGGAGACCAGAACCCUUUACAGCUCCUUCCAGCCUAAUCUGUCUCAGGGUCGGCUACAGAUGUGGGUGGAUGUCUUCCCAAAAAGCAUGGGACAGCCUGGUCCUCCCUUCGACAUCACGCCCCGCAAACCUAAGAGGCAUUUCCUGCGAGUCGUCAUCUGGAACACCACGGAUGUAACUCUGGAUGAAACCAGCAUCACAGGAGAGAACAUGAGUGACAUCUAUGUGAAAGGCUGGAUGCCCGGCAUGGAGGAGGACAAACAGAAAACCGACGUGCACUACAGGUCUCUGGAUGGAGACGGCAACUUUAACUGGCGGUUUGUCUUUGGCUUUGACUACCUGCCAGCUGAACAGCUCUGCCUUGUGUCCAAGAAGGAAAACUUUUGGAGUCUUGACAACACAGAGUUCAGGAUUCCCCCAAAGCUGAUUGUCCAGAUAUGGGACAACGACAAAUUCUCAUUGGAUGAUUACUUGGGUGUACUGGAACUAGAUUUGAGAAAACUCGUCCCUCCUUCCAAGACUCCAGAGAAAUGCUCCCUGGACAUGAUGGACAAUCUGGAAACCGGAGAAGCAGGCAAACUACAGACCGCUAAUUCCCUGUUUGCUCAGAAGUCGGUCAGAGGAUGGUGGCCCUGUUCCAUCGAACAAGAUGGGAAGAGAGUUUUGGGUGGCAAAGUGGAGAUGACGCUGGAGAUUGUGAGUGAAGCAGAAGCAGAUGAGAUACCUGCAGGAAAAGGACGAGACGAACCCAACAUGAACCCAAAACUGGACCCUCCCAACCGUCCAGAAACGUCUUUCUUCUGGUUUACUAACCCAUGCAAGACCAUGAAGUUCAUUGUGUGGAGGAGGUUCAAAUGGGUGUUCAUAGGACUUAUCUUUCUCAUAAUCGUGGUGCUCUUCAUUGCCAUCCUGUUGUACUCAUUACCGAACUACAUCUCAAUGAAGAUUGUGAAGCCACUUCAAUAACUCUACAGUGGAAGUCGUUCCAACUCCUAUUCAGAGAGCUUUGGUUCUUUUUCUUUUCUACAGUAUUUUAUUGUUGGGAUAAUAGCACCUGCAUAUUUACACUAUUAAAAACAAUUAAAUGUUUUUUGUAUCUAGAAAACUUCAAUGUGAAACAGAUGGGACUCCUGUUGUAAACAUUUCACACUAAAAUGAUCUAAAACCACAGAAUGGUGAUAAACUGUUUUUUAGGGUCACAGGUUCUGCACUGGAUCACUCCUGUCAACAGGUCUCUGUUCACUAUCACUAUUUAGACUUUUAAGGUCAUUUCAUUUGUACUGGGUUCUUUACCAGGUGGCUUUAUGAUUAUUUUUUUCUUUCUAUGUUGUGCCAAUCCAUAUUAUUCAUGUAUUUGCCGUUCUUUUUUGUACAAGGAAUAUUACAAACUCAUUAAAAAAUGUUUUUUUUAAAGAAAUAUUUAUAGAGGAUCCAUUUGUCAUCAGUGCCAAUAGGCUCUGUAGCACAUCAUUUGCACAUGAAUGUAAAACAGUCUUGGAGGAAAAUUACAAUAAAGAUCCUGCAAGUUUCUAAUGAAA
Molecule: messenger RNA, 6959 nt
Organism: Cyprinodon tularosa
Lineage: Eukaryota; Metazoa; Chordata; Actinopteri; Cyprinodontiformes; Cyprinodontidae
Product: myoferlin-like
Exons: 55
Coding region: 154-6387 (2077 amino acids)
Biological process (GO): membrane fusion; plasma membrane organization
Cellular component (GO): membrane
Source: RefSeq, a predicted model, not a curated record